AUGAAACAAGAAAAGACAAGAGAGAAUAAAAAAUGUAUGGACUUCAGUAUCGAUCGUCAUAUGAUUCCGUCAAAAUUAUCGCUUGCAGCCUUAUAUUGCUCCCAAGGUUAUUUGCCAUACUUCAAUGUGUUUUUAAAAACAGUUGGGAUGACAUCAACUGAGGCCGGUAUUAUUGUAGGCCUUCGAUCUGUUCCAGCACUUUUUGCAUCACCAUUAUGGGGAUUUCUUACCGAUUUAACUGGACGACGCAAGCUAAUUAUUACAAUUUUGUGGCUAGGAACUAUCUUACUUAUAUUUCCAAUGCCUAGUAUUGUAUUUUUGAGUGAUCCAAUUACAAGCAACAGAACAGUUUUAAAUCGCGCUCAGGAAACUAUAUAUUUGUCCAAUGCAAAAGUGUUUUAUGUAACACUCGUAGUGUGUUUAUUGUCUGCUUGCUUUGAACAACCAUUAGUAGGUUUUAUUGACUCAGCUGUGAUGGAUGUUGUGACCACAAGAGAUGGUGUUACUUAUGGAAAUCAAAGAAUAGUUGCUGGCGUAGCAACUGUUGGUAUAAACUUAAUAAGUGGUUAUGCUGCAGAACAAGUUAUAAGUCCAAUUUUUCCAAAGACUUCUGGAGUUUUUCUUGUAUUUUUACCUUGCAUUUUGUUGUUGUUGCCUUCAACGUUAGUAUUAUUGGACCAAACAAAUAACAAAGUUGCUGAUCAAAAAAAGCAAUCUCUUUUUAGAAAAGCCUUAAAAACUUGCAAAUCAUUAGAAGCCUUUAUGUUUCUUGCUUCUGUUUUUUUUAUGGGGACCUCGCAAGGUUUGCGGUAUGCGUAUUUAUCCAUGUACUUGAAUGACGAGAUGAAAGCAUCAAAAACCUUUGUUGGUAUAUGUUAUUCGUUUUCUGCUACUUCAUCGACAAUUAUUUUUCCAUUUGCCAGUUUCAUAAUUGAAAAAAUGGGGGGUACAAAAGUCGCCAUUCAAAUAGCAAUAUUUUCUUGCUUUUUACGGUUUCUAGCAAUGACAUAUAUUAAUGUUCUAUGGCUUAUGCUUCCGGUUCAGGUUUUAUACGGUAUUAAUUAUGCGAUAUAUAUGACAGCUGCAGCCGAGCAUACAAAAAUGAUAUCUUCAAAAGAAAUAUCGACAACUAUGUUUGGUAUUGUAAGUUCUGUUUAUGUUUGCAUUGGUUGUUUAUUUGGAAAUGUUAUCGGAGGAAUUAUAUACGACAAAUACGGUGGAAGAGGCUUAAUGUUUAGAUCUGCUUUAGUUUACCUAGCUUGGUUUUUGGUUUCAUUUACCUAUGAAAGACAAAAAUGUCCUAAAGAAAUAAGCAAGCACAGAAAGUAG
Hydra vulgaris (swiftwater hydra) is the source of this 1329-nucleotide messenger RNA. RefSeq lists its product as uncharacterized. NCBI's taxonomy places the organism in Eukaryota, Metazoa, Cnidaria, Hydrozoa, Anthoathecata, Hydridae. Gene Ontology annotation, cellular component: membrane. The record is from RefSeq and is a predicted model, not a curated record.